Molecule: messenger RNA, 2820 nt
Organism: Aspergillus welwitschiae
Lineage: Eukaryota; Fungi; Ascomycota; Eurotiomycetes; Eurotiales; Aspergillaceae
Product: ATP-binding protein
Exons: 4
Coding region: 253-2607 (784 amino acids)
Cellular component (GO): mitochondrial outer membrane
Molecular function (GO): ATP hydrolysis activity; ATP binding
Source: RefSeq, a predicted model, not a curated record
GGAUUGCUUCACGUAUCGACUGUCGCGAAUACCACCGCAUGAUUCAUACGAAUGUGAUGCAGCAGCAAGGGGCAGCAGCCCCAAAAUUGUUUAAAACAGGCAUUAAUCGCCUCUCGCAAUGACAGACAUGUCAUUCUCUCGUAUAAGUCUAGAUAAACCAUAAAAUAUCCUUGGAAUGAAGUCUUCCGCAAUGUGCAACUCUUCGCAUUAGAUUGCGGCUCAAAUAAGGACCUGACUGUGAUACCAUCCACGAUGGACAAUGAAGGUAGAGCACUGCACCGUCAGCAUCCGUAUGCGCUUCCCGCCUGGUUUGUAGCUGAGAAUGUCAAAACCAAGUCAGAACAUCGGACAGGAAUACGCCUACUUAGAUAUAGUAACCUUAGUGCUCAAGGGGAUGAGGAAGCAAGUCCCUGUACGGAUACUGACGGAGUCGGUAGAAGCAAGAAUGAGGACGACAAGGACCAAACGAAAGCCGUGGAUGAGUAUGUGUUCCAAGAAAAGCGGUACGCGGAACUUUAUGACCUUGCUACUGCUGCUCUACUCAGCAAGACUUCAUUUCCUAAAGUGAAGCGAUGCGGCAUAUGGCCUUGCAUGGCUGUGGAAGUUGGAAGUUCUGCCUGCGCGACAGCCAUUAUAGAUCACCUAGCAGGAGAUAUGGGUGCAUCCUGCAUCUCAGCAGGGCCCGAAGAUCUGUAUAAGCUUGCUCGUGAAUUUCAUCAACAAGACCAAUCCGCUCAGCAUCGCGAUGACCGCUCCAUCCGUGCAGAUUCCAUGUGUCGGGAUGAGGAUAAGCAAUCAAUAUUCCCUGAUGAGAUGGUAGAGCAUGCCGGUUCAGAUAUUGGUCUCAGUGAUGACAACAACGACACUGAUUACGCCAUAAUUGAUGAUAGAGAUCGGAUGAUCAAAUAUCAGUUCGGAGACGGGCAGAGUCUACGGAGUCAGUGUUCAAUAAAGUCUAUUUUGAAUGCUCCUUUGGCGAAGAUUGAACAGAAGUUCUUGCCAUGUGAUUCUCACAGCAUGGCUCCGAAACAAGGUGCUCCAGUUAUACUCCACAUUCGCAACUCUUAUGAGAUUGAUUGUAUCUCCUACCGAAUCUUGGGCAAUUUUAUGAAUGCCAUCAUGGAACGUUGGAGGAAUAAUGAGCUUGUAUUGCUUAUCGUCAGCGAUAUGAACCAUGACUCCCGACGGCAACUCAACAUCGUACCUUCUUUUAUUGUUUGGUUCGAUGAUCCAAAGUCACCCAAUCACAGGAUUGCAUCAGAAACGGAGAAGAAACAGCGUGAAAUUGCGAGCAGAUUUAGAAAAUUGAAGGGGUCUAUACGAGAAAGGCUGCCAAAAGGCUUUGGUUCCGAGUUGCUAUCCGAUGCCGUACACUUGGAUAUACCAGAUACUUUGCUAAUUAACUUCCAUGAUGAUAUGGACUACACGCUGAUCGCUUGCCAAAUUUUGGGUCGGGUUUGCAUCAAAGGGGCACUGGAACUUAGUGACAUCUUUGAAGUCUUACGGCGUCUUAAUAGUGAGGAACCGCCGCCACCAGAACCCCCCAAAAAUGGGCUUAUGGAAGUUGAGGAGCCCAGCUUCACCGGAAAGGUUGAUGCAAUCAGGAAGAAUUGCAACAAGUUCGAGCUAGGGCUUCUGAAAUGCAUUGCCGAUCCAGCAAUUCGGAAAGUAACCUUUGACGAUAUCAUUCUGGAGCAAAAUGUGAAAGACCACAUAAAACACUUGGUGCGCUUGUUGAGAACCCAGAUUGACGGUUUCUCUGAGACACUUCUGGAAGAACCAAGAGCUACAGGAGUCUUACUUCACGGACCUCCUGGCACUGGGAAGACCCAUCUAGCUCGUGCUAUCGCCAACGAAUUCAAAGCGACCAUGCUUUGGAUCAAACCAGCAGACAUCGUGAGUGAUAUUGCGGGGGAUGCAGAAAAAGCAAUUCAUGCCGCGUUCACACUAGCAAAGAAGCUAUCCCCUUGUAUUUUGUUCAUUGACGAAGUCGAUGCCUUGUUUCACCGUCGCUCCGCUGACGAUCAGUCCUGGCGACGAACGGCCCUGGCUCAAUUCCUCCAGGAAGUGGAUGCACUAUCCCGGAGUCAAGAUGCAACCUUCAUUCUCUGCGCGACCAGCCGGCUUACAGAUUUAGACGAAGCUUUCCUGCAGCGAUUCCCUAAUAAGGUUAUGACAAAGCUGCCCGGCGAGAAGGAAAGACUCACGAUUCUGCAGACAUUCCUUAAGAGACCAGACACCGACCCUGAAGUCAGCCUAAAGGCUCUCGCACGUCAAACAGCCGGCCUAUCUGGCUCAGACUUGCGGUCACUCUGCAGACAAGCUGCGUUGCACUUUGCUAUGGAUGAAGCAUCCUCGCACUCACCCGGUAGCGCAAUCAAGACUCCGACCAAACUUCAUCUUAAAGCCCAGCAUUUCAUUGAGGCUCUUCGGAAUAUUAAGCCCAGUGUAUCGAGGGGUUCUCAGACCGAUAUAGAAGCGCCCAGUCGUCUCGGUACUCGUGGUAGUAUAAAGGCUGGUCAGAACGGAGGGAGUGCAGGAAAAGCGACGACAGAACCAAGCAUCCCAGAGUCCCCUGUAUCAGACCACGAGACUGCUUUUCUUUAGACGUGACAAAGAAUGGUGACUUUGCUGGUCACGGAAUGCUUAUAGUUAGUUGGCUGGAGCUUGGCUACGUUCAAACAAGAUAACUAAGUUAAUAGUAAUUCUCAAUUCUGCCCUGAAGACCCACAAAUGCCGGUAACACAGCGUUCACUACAGGAACAGAAAGCAUUUGUCCGAGUUGACGUGGUCAUCUGCCUCGGUGCACGUCAUCUUUCA